This is a messenger RNA of Sarcophilus harrisii (Tasmanian devil), 3134 nucleotides long. Its product is annotated as spermatogenesis-associated protein 2. The coding region runs from base 444 to 2135 and encodes 563 amino acids. Gene Ontology annotation, cellular component: cytoplasm. Lineage: Eukaryota; Metazoa; Chordata; Mammalia; Dasyuromorphia; Dasyuridae. The record is from RefSeq and is a predicted model, not a curated record. The transcript has 2 exons.
CCUGGGUUAAACAUCCCUAGUUUCUUCAGACAACUUUUUGGUUGAGGGCUAGAUUCCAGCAGCUUCCUGGCUUCAGGCCAGAGUGGAGGAAAGCCAGGAUGAGCCUUGCCAGGUCUGAGUCUCGGACUUGACAGAGGAGUCUCACCCCAGUCUCUGCUCUACCAGAAACAGCAGUAUGGGGUGAGCCAGACUUCCAAACCAUUUUCUCUUUUUGCUUCCUGCUGUCUUUCUGUACUUCCUCCUUUGACAGACUCCUCCCAAUCUGAGCCCUCUCUGACAGCCAACCACCUGGGUCUCCCAGUGGAGGAGCCCUCGCUGGCCAAUCACAGGGCAAUAGGAACCCUUGCCAAGGACUUCCUCCUCCAGGCCCCGGGGUGCCCCAGACAGGAGGGGAGCUCUCUCUCCCGCUCCCCGCUAGUGCCUGGCCUCUGGCUUCCAAAGCCAUGAAAGAGACAGACCCAGGAGCCCCCGAGCAGGAGGCAUUGGAGCUCUUCCAAGACUACAUCACUUACUACCGGGCAGGAGGCCGGGAUGGACGGCUGUGGGCCUGCAGGCAGCCAGCUGUCACCCAGAAAGCCAGGCAGCUCUUGGCCUCAGGGGCCAGGCAACCCCGAGGACUCAGCUUAUAUGAGGAGGCAGUCACUGGUGGCUCUUCCCAGGGGCUUCUGGGGCAGGGAGAGGAUGUAUGUCCAAGGCUGGUGCCAGCACUGGAAUUCCUGGAGCUCGUAUGUGUCAACCUCUUUCUCCUCCCCUGGAGGAGAGAAAUAAAGUCCCUGAAGACAUUUACAGGUAAUUUUGUCUACUCCGUUCGGUCUGUGCUUCCAGAAAACAUUGUGGAAAUGAUCCUGAAGAAAAUAGGUUAUGUUGCCUUAACAGCCACAGAAUUUUCACUUGUCAGAAAAAUAAACGAGGAGGAAGCAAUGCAGACAGCAUUUGAAAUCUUCCUCACUAGAGUUGAAUGUGAAACCAUCCUUGAAAUGUCUUCUGACUCAGGUUAUAGGGAGGAAGCGGGCGCCCUUCUACAAAGUGCCCAGCCAUCUGGGCUUCCAAAAUGCAGGAAAGACAUGGAGAAUCAUCCCAGCAAAGUCAUGGAGAAUCAUCCCAGCAAAGACAUGGAGAAUCAUCCCGACCAGGUAUCCAAGUUCCCAAGCAAGAGAGAGAAAGACAAUUUGCUUUCCAACCUGAGGAAUGCACAGAAACCAGUAGACAAAGACAAAUCUGAAAGCCUUUUGAAUGAGGAAACAGAGGAUGGUUGUCAUUUGAAAUCUGAUCUAAGUCUGCCCAGGGGCCCAUCUCCUACAGAUGUCCUCCCCCAUGACCAGGAAGUAGUCCAAGAUAUUAGCAAGUGUUCAGAGAGUGAUGAGUUCUUGAACCGCUACAGGGACAUCUUCAUUGGCCAGACACCCAUUUUCCCCAAGAACCUCCCUCCAAGCAGCCAGAGGAAGCCCCAGGCCCAAGGUGGCUGUGCUGACCAAGGCAUCUUGGUCUCCAGCAAGGCUGCUGUGUCCAGAGUCACCUCCAUUCUGCCUCCUGUGGCAUCCAGUGGUCCCCCCGCUCUAACAGUUUUUACAGAUCCAACAUCCGAUGACAGCAGUAAGGUCCCUGGCCCACAGGUAAGACCUAAGCCAGCAGAGGUGGCAAGCUUUGGCACUGCCACUAGGCCCACCCUUCCAGACACAAGUCCGGAGCCCCACCCUACCAACGUGACCCUUUGCAACAAUGCUCCCUGGGAAGAUGACUGGUCCAGUGAGGAUGAUCUGGAUGACCUCUCCUCCUCCUUUAGCAGGCUCCAAAUUAAAGCUCACAGUACCGAAAGUCUUGAAUAUUCUAUUGAAGAGAACUUGAAGGUCACUAACAGUCAGGCUACUGGAAGCCCCAACCAUUCUGAGGGACGGCACAAAUGCCUUGAUGUAACUAGCACAAUACAUCCCACCAUUCAGCCAGCCUCAGAAUUAGGGUGUGGACUGUGGGAAAGCGGCUGUUCUGAGAGCAGGAGGCAGCAGCUUCAGAGAGCUACACCAUCCUUCCGCCAAGUCCAGGAGCCUCCAAACAUUACCUACAUUCCUCCCAGAAGUCUAGAGGUGUUUCCACCAGAUACUACCAUUUGCACACACCGUCAGGACAAUUGUCGAUGAUUUUGUGUCUGUCAGGAGGAGAAACCGCCAUUCUCAGAAACACGGGCUAGGCAAAGCAUUUCUAUCUCCUGCUUGAUUUUCUGAAUAUAGGCAACGUCAAAGGCUCUAGGCUGAGGAAGACAGAAGUAAGGAAUGUAGAAACAACACGUCCUUCCUGUUUCCCAUUCAGGUUCUGUCACAAGGCCAUCCAAUCUUAUUCCUGCAAUAGUAUGAAGGACUCCAUCAUUGCAGGAGACGAGAGAGCAGCAAUCUGGAAAGUACAAAGGAUGUGGAAUUUGGACUCAAAAUACCUGAGUUCCAAUCUCAGCCCUACCAUCCACUGUGAUCUGAGACAAAGCACAUCCCAUCUCUGAACCAUGUUCCUCAGCAACAUGCAAAAUAAGUAUGCUAGACUAAGGCCCAUUUCAAUUCCAAUGUUUUUAUAUUUUAAUAUUCUGUGUUCUAAGAUCUAAGUUGACAUUCUAUGCUCUAAGACCACUUUCAGCUGACAUUCUAUGUUCUAAGAUCUCUUCCAACUGAGAUUCUAUGUUGUCAUUCUAUGUUCUAAGAUCUCUCCUAGUUCUGAUUUUCUAUGUUCUAAGGCUUUUCCAGCUGACAUUCUAUAUUGAUGUUCUGUGUUCUAAAAUCUCUUCCAGUUGACAUUCUGUGUUCUAAGAGCUCUUUCAGCUGACAUUCCAUUUUCUAAGAUCUCUUCCAACUAAGAUUCUGUGUUGUCAUUCUAUGUUCUAAGAUCUCUUCUAGUUCUGAUUUUCUAUGUUCUAAGGCCCAUUCAAGUUAGGACAUUCUAUAUUCCAAAGUCCUUUCUAGUUGGGUAGGAAGGAGAGUUACACAGAUUAGAGAUUUUCCAAAGAGAAGCCAGACAAGUUUCACUACCACAAGCACAAAGAUGGUGGGUUAUCACAGAGAGACCUAGGAGACUUACUUGGAAAAUGUUACUUAGAAAAAUCAUGGAAAACUUAACUGUCAUGAACUAGCCAAGUAAACAUGAAAAGAUCUUGA